AUGCCGCCGCGCCGCUGGGGUUCUUCGGGCUACCGCGGCAUUCGUGAGCACCCCAACGGCUGGUACUCCGCCGAGAUCCGGUCCGGCGACGUCCGGCUCGGCCUCGGGUCGUUCCGGAGUGCGUACGAGGCGGCCCGCGCACAAAAAUCCCCAUCGGAGAGCUCCCUUAUCCACACAGCACUGCUCGUGCUCGUCAUCAAUCCACGCCCCCAUCAGCGCUGCUCUCUCCUCUUCUCCGCCCCGGCCCCAGUUCCAUCCGUGCCACACCCCCCAUCUCUCUUCCCUCCUCCUGUCCUCCGCACGGACCGUGGCGCCAGAUCGAGGGAGCCUGGCAACGGAGGUCGCCGCCUCUCCGUCUCGAUCCGUCGGCUGCUAGAUCCGACUGCGUGGCCCGCUGGUGCCCUCCAGGGACCCCCAGACCCCGCGUCAGUGAGGACAGCCAUGGAUGGGCCCCCUGGAGCUCUUCUGCCGUCGCCCGAUCUGGCCGCCCGCCCAGUCGCCGGACCGUGCUCCGGAUCCGGCCAACAGCAUCGCCUCCGACUCGAUUCAGACGCCCACAACCUCCCUCCGCCACCUGCGCCAUGCAUGCCCCCAGCUCGCAAGGAGGCCAGGCACCUCGUCCAACUGAUGCACCGGCGGCGCGUAUCGGCGUGGGGGUGAGCCGGUGACACACAUCGGCAUAUUUCUUUUUCUCUCUUGUCAGUACCGCUUCGGGUUGACUUAUAAUAGUACUGCGGGUUGAAUACCCAAAACAGCAGGGGGUUUUCUGUAAAAAUGCCGACGACGUACGUUCUCUCGGUCUCUCUCUCUUUUCGUCUUCUCCGCUGUACGUCGCCCGACCUCCAAAUUAACCACUCCCGCCGUCGCGAUUUGAGCCACCGCCGGCAUGGUUGCCGUCUUCCCCGAACUCCGCCAUGCAUGCCAGCUCCUCCUCUCUCUGCGGUCCGCCCACGACCGCGCUCACCGCCGCUGGAUACCGUCUACCUCGCCACCGACAAGCUAGGGUAAAAAGCUAACUUUUUCUUUGUUUGUUUUUGCAGACGUGACGUGCGGUACGGACGACAAAGCGACGACCACCGCGGACACCCAUGCAUGCAUCAGGCCUCCCCCGGGCCUGAGCCACGCCGGCCUACAACACCGACGGUGACCAUGCCCCGGCUCGCCGAGAAACGCACAAGGUAGAUAAAGCUGGCAUCUUUGUGCAUCGAUCCGCGCCGCGCCCAACGUACGUCCUCGCGACCGUCCUUUCUCCGACGAAACUCCAAGUCGCCCGGGCUCUUGCUCCUUCACCCAACCAAGAAACUGACUGCCACCGUCCUUCAUGGUUGCCGUCUUCUUCCUCGCCUCCUUCCCAUGUGUGGUGUAGUUUGACCUACUCUUGGCGUAUAUAGCUCCACCGUCUUUGACGUACUCUUGGUGUAUAUAGCUCCACCGUCUCUCGUCUGCGCUAGCUCCAGGUCAUGCAUGGACGGCGGACAUGCCCCGGCCGGUUCGUCAUCGACGCCGGCGCCGAGGAACAACACAACACGUACGUACGAGUACGCCGCCGGCGUCGAUCGGC
Molecule: messenger RNA, 1561 nt
Organism: Triticum dicoccoides
Lineage: Eukaryota; Viridiplantae; Streptophyta; Magnoliopsida; Poales; Poaceae
Exons: 4
Coding region: 1-660 (219 amino acids)
Biological process (GO): regulation of DNA-templated transcription
Molecular function (GO): DNA binding; DNA-binding transcription factor activity
Source: RefSeq, a predicted model, not a curated record